AUGAUGAUGACCAUGGCGACGACGCAGUCGCUUCAAGCGAAACAGCGAGAAAACCUAUUGCGCAUGUUGGACUUUAACUCGGAGAGCACCGGUGGCUUUGCGGAUGCUGCCCAGGAUUCUAUCGAUCGCUGGGGUGAUCAGUGGAAGGUUCUAAUCUACGACAAAUUUUGUCGCGACAUUAUCUCACCCAUUCUUAAACUGCAUGAGCUCCGCAAGAAGGGCGUUACACUUUAUAUGCUGUUAAACACUGAGCGUGAUGCAAUUCCUGAUGUCCCUGCUAUUUAUUUUGUGGAACCCACACGCGAGAACAUGAAGCGUAUUGUCUUGGACUGCUCAAAGGAACUAUACAGCUCAGUACACUUAAAUUUUGCCUACCCAUUGAGUCGUGAGUUACUGGAGUAUUUGGCUCGAGCUUCAGUGGAAGCUGGGUGUACAAGCAUGAUUGCCAAAGUAUAUGAUCAGUAUUCGAACUUCGUGUCGCUAGAACCAAGUCUCUUCUCUUUGAAUCUCCCUAACAGCUAUCGAGCUUACAACGACCCAAAUGUGGCGGAUGUGCAGAUUGAGCAGUCAAUGAGUGCGAUUGUCAAAGGGCUGUUUUCCGUUCUUGCUACUGCUGGAAAAGUGCCGGUCAUUCGCUGUCCCAAUACGGAUGGACCAUCGAGGAUGGUGGCAGAGCAGCUAAGCUCUACCAUUCGCGAGCAUCUGAAUGUGAGAAAUGGCGUUUUUAUAGAUAACCCAGCUAGUUUUCAGCGCCCGGUGCUGAUCAUCAUGGAUCGAAAUGAGGAUAUCGCAUCAAGUCUUCAUCACCCGUCGACGUACCAAGCGCUAGUUGACGACAUUUUGUCGAUUCAGAUGAAUCGUGUAAAGGUGUUGGUAAAGACCUCUGGUGGGGUUGAUGACGGUGAUGAUGGUCGACUUGUGGAACGCACGUACGACUUAGACGUGACGAGUGACAAAUUUUUUGAUACACAUGCUGGUAGUCUGUUUCCAGACGCAAUUGACGCAAAUGAGGAAGAAAUGAAGCUGGUAACACGGAAAGAAGAAAUGAUUCGAGCACAGACAGGAGCAAGUGAUGCAUUAAUGAAUGGCACGAAGGAUCUUGUGGCUGCUGUUGACACUUUGCCGGCUCUCGUAGAAAAGAAAAAAAUGUUGGAAGUUCACACAAACAUCUUUCAUGCAGCAUUCGAGGGCGUGACAAAGCGCCACAUUCCAUCCUACUCUAUGCUGGAGCAAAAGCUUAUUGAUGGUUUGCAUGUAGACAGGGCCGAGGUGCUGCAGCUGCUGUCAAGCACAGAAAUGGGCACUUUGGCGGAUAAAAUGCGGCUGUUGAUGAUUUACUUCCUGUCGAGUGGCGCUAGUGGUGCAGAAAUGGCUGAUUUUGAGAAUGCUUACCAGCAAUGUGCUGCAGCAUCAGAGCAGCCGGAGACGUAUAUGGAGGCGUGGAAUUUUCUUCGCAAGCAUUCGGCUUUCCAACGACGUGCCAGCGUAGGAGCUAGCCUGCAAUCCGAAGGCGGCGCUAGACCUGAUGGUGGUGUCAACAAUAUGAGCAAAUUUAAGGGCCUUGCCCAAGGCUUUUUAGCUCAAGCCGCUGCGAGCUUUAAGAACUUUUUGCCCGAGAGCAAAAAGCUGCACGUCACUCGAGUCACGGACGCUGUUUGUGAAAUGAAGCCAAACACAGAGGAUGAUAUUUUCUUGUAUUUGGACCCGAAGAUUAAGGCUAAUGGUGAUGUACCUCGACAGCGUUCUCCUUUCCGUGAGGCAAUUGUCUUUAUGAUUGGCGGCGGCAACUACAACGAAUAUCAUAACCUGUUGGCGUACUCUAAGGGAUUGCAAUCACCGCGAUCGAUUUGGUAUGGCUGUACGGAACUGUUGAGCCCUGAGGCGUUCUUGCACCAGCUUGGUUCCAUCGGUACAUAA
This is a messenger RNA of Peronospora belbahrii, 1917 nucleotides long. NCBI's taxonomy places the organism in Eukaryota, Oomycota, Peronosporomycetes, Peronosporales, Peronosporaceae. The record is from the annotation of a GenBank genome assembly.